Cydia pomonella (codling moth) is the source of this 550-nucleotide messenger RNA. RefSeq lists its product as uncharacterized. NCBI's taxonomy places the organism in Eukaryota, Metazoa, Arthropoda, Insecta, Lepidoptera, Tortricidae. Bases 229 to 540 code for a protein of 103 amino acids. The record is from RefSeq and is a predicted model, not a curated record. The transcript has 4 exons.
GCUGCGUUACUUGGAUUUGGGUCACAUAUAAAUGAAAAUAAAUAAAUAAUAGGUAUAUAUUUUCAGAAAAAAUACAAAGUAAAGCUCAUAUCAUCAACCGAAUGUAAUAUCACCGAAACGAAGGAUACAACCGCAGUGACCUACGGAACCGAAAUUAAAAGCUUGAACAGACAUACAAAAGUCAUCCGAAGUAACUUCACUGUGUUGCGCGCUACGGGACCCAUUGCGAUGAGUUUAAAAAUCAUUCAAUUAAAGGGUUCACGCAAGAUUGAGAUAUUCAAAAUAGAGAAGGUGGAUUGUCACAACCCGAUUACAUACCAGCUGGUUAGAAUGCUCAAUAUGAAGUUGACCGACGAUUGCAAGGUUAUGCCGGGUAAUUAUUUAUCGGAGAGUAUUAAUCCGCAGGAUUUUUCCUGGAUUCUUGCAAAGGCCGUUGGUGAAAAUGGAAGAUACGAGUUUCAGAUGCAUUAUUACUCCGAGAAAGGUCUCGCAAUAUGCAAUAGUGUAAUUUGUGACAUUCAACAGUCGAAAUCGAAAUAAUUUUGUUAAU